ACAGGCAUCUCAAACAUACCUCCCGGUGACUUCACUCACGGGAAGACGCCUCGUACAAUUUAUUUGCUCGACCCCUCCCGUCAAUCUUCGACCCUCUUCUUGUUCUUCCAUUCUUGCUCUCCGGCCGACGCCUUCGGUUCUCCAUCCCCCAUCCCCCCCUUCAUUUUGGACCCCUUCCCCUCGCCUCUAUUUGGGAACCCUAACCCUAACACCGACCUUAAAUCUAAGGGUUGGAUCCGAUCGCUUGUUCUUGGAUCGAUGGGAGAGGGCGACGCGCUGGAGAGGUCGGGACCGGAGGCGAUGGAUACCUCGUGCGUGAAGGGAGAUCUCGGGAUGGAGAUCGACGCGCAGCCGUGUCGGGAGGGCGCCGCGACGGCGGAGGACUGGCGGCGGGCCCUCGCCAAGGUGGUGCCCGCGGUGGUGGUGCUGCGGACCACUGCCGCGCGCGGCUUCGACACGGAGACCGCCGGGGCCAGCUAUGCCACCGGGUUCGUCGUCGACAAGGGCCGGGGCAUCAUCUUGACCAACCGCCAUGUGGUCAAGCCGGGCCCCGUCGUUGCGGAGGCGAUGUUUGUCAACCGAGAGGAGAUUCCGGUCUAUCCGAUAUACAGGGAUCCUAUACAUGAUUUUGGCUUCUUCCGCUAUGACCCUGAAGCAAUCAAGUUUUUGAUCUACGAGGAGAUUCCCCUUACACCUGAAGCUGCUUGUGUUGGUUUGGAGAUACGAGUUGUAGGAAACGAUAGUGGUGAAAAGGUCUCCAUUUUAGCAGGAACUGUAGCGCGUCUUGAUAGAGAUGCUCCUCACUAUAAAAAGGAUGGAUACAAUGACUUCAAUACAUUCUACAUGCAGUUAACUUUGAAGUGUUUUGGAUUCUUCCAACAAGUUCACUUGCACGGAUGACUAGCAGCUUCUUAUGAGGUUGUAUGAACUGUGUUUUCCUUGUAAUGAAAAUAAUCAUGGAUACUUUCUUCCAUUAAGCUUUUGUUGAGGUCAAUAUCGUUGGUCUAAUCAAGGACUUCGAAAUAGGUAGCAGCUUUAGGCUUUUUUCCUCACUCAUGAUAUUAUCAAUUAGUAGCACUAUACCUCAACUCGCUAUGUCAUUUGUAGCUUUUCUUCAAACAUGUCUAAGACUAAACCGUGAAUUGAGUCUCAUAAUUUUAUUGAUGGUAUGAGCCUGAUUCAGAAUUACAAAUAUAUUUUGCUCUCAUCUUCGGAUAA
Molecule: messenger RNA, 1218 nt
Organism: Musa acuminata AAA Group (dessert banana)
Lineage: Eukaryota; Viridiplantae; Streptophyta; Magnoliopsida; Zingiberales; Musaceae
Product: protease Do-like 7
Exons: 6
Coding region: 259-900 (213 amino acids)
Source: RefSeq, a predicted model, not a curated record